Molecule: messenger RNA, 1044 nt
Organism: Fusarium fujikuroi IMI 58289
Lineage: Eukaryota; Fungi; Ascomycota; Sordariomycetes; Hypocreales; Nectriaceae
Product: putative trichothecene biosynthesis gene
Exons: 2
Coding region: 1-1044 (347 amino acids)
Molecular function (GO): protein binding
Source: RefSeq, a predicted model, not a curated record
AUGCAAUCCAAGAUCACUCUUCUCGGCUUGGCCGUUCACGCUAGCCUCGCGUUCUCAAUCCCUCGUCCUUACACUUGUCCAUCGAUUUCUGGCAAUAAGACGAUUGAUGCGUACCAGUUGUACCCAGAGAAUGUUGACUUCGAUACGCGCCGUUGUCUUGUGUACUCCAGCGUCUUGUACAAUGCAACUGCUGUCGCCUGGGACCCCUACCGUGGAAAGAUAGUGCAUACCUUCGAGGCUCCCGGGCUCAGCGGUGACCCUCUCCUCCAUUCAAGCGGUGUGCGUGUCGACACUCUGGACCGACUCUCUGUUGUCAUCGACGCGGGCGCUGCCUUUGAUACCGGUGGCCAGAAUAUCCAGGGCGACAACUUGCUUGUUAAGUUCGACCUUGUAGACAAUUCUUUACUGUGGCGAGCGAACCUGACCAAGGCAACCAAUGGUGUAUACGGCGGUUUCCAAGACAGCGAAAGCGAUGAUGAAGGCAACACUUUCGUUCUCGGAACCUUUCCGAGCAGUCUCAUCAAAGUCAGCGCAGAUGGAAAGUCGGUUGUCCCAUGGUAUCUCGUCGAGCCAGCCAACCAUACCAUUCACGGCUUCUCGGGAAUUUCCCGCAAAGGCGAUACCCUCUUCGUGACCGAUAACACGGAUGGUCAGCUUUACACAUUCGAUAUCAAGGCAGCGAAGGGCAAGCCGGUUCGUGUUCCGACAUCAAAGAAUGGCAAAGCCUUGGGUCAGAAUCUCGAUGGCUUGCAUUUGCCCUCACUCUACGCCGGUACUGUUCUUCUGGUCAGUGACAAUACCAACGGCACUGUUGUUUUGCGAUCCAGCAAUGGAAAGUGGAAGUCUACGGAGAAUCUCGGAACUAUCUCCAAUCCUUACCUCAGCCAGGGCGGGUUCACUGUUGCAUCUGUGCAGAUCUCUGAUAGUAUUUAUGCUGUCACAGAGUUCUUUGGCGAUGCUAUUAAUGGAACCUUGCCUGGCAACAGGACAUCUUUCCCCUUACGAGAUAUUACAGAAGAGGUAGAGACUCUACUCAGAGCUUAG